This is a messenger RNA of Arabis nemorensis, 615 nucleotides long. Lineage: Eukaryota; Viridiplantae; Streptophyta; Magnoliopsida; Brassicales; Brassicaceae. The record is from the annotation of a GenBank genome assembly.
AUGGAGAUCAGAUACAAUAACGAAGUGAAACGUAGGAAGGAAACAGAAGAAGCACUUGCUAGAGAAAAGGAAGAACUAGAGCAAGUAAAGCUUCAACUUGUAACUCUCAAAAUCAAACAUGAGGAUAUGUGUAUCAAGGCUGAGGAGUUCGAGGGCAAGUCCAAGAGCGAGCUGAUUCUCACGAUAGCUAAUUUGAAACAACAACUAGCCCUUGAAAAACUCCGCAAAGAUGCAAUGCGAAAAGAGAUGGACAAUGCUCUCAAAUUAGUCAAUGAGAACACAUCAAAACAUCAGAAUAUGUGUAUCAAGGCUGAGGAGUUGGAGAGCAAGUACAAGAAGGAGCUGAUUUUGAGGAAAGCUUACAACAUAGAUGCAGAUGCGAUGCGAGAAGAGAGGGACAAUGCUAUCAAAUUAGUCCAUGAGAUCACAACAACAAAGCAAGAGGUGAUGAAAGAUCCACAAUUGACAAGCGAUGGAUAUACGUACGAAGCAGAAGCAAUUAAGAGAUGGAUUAACAAAGGUCAUGAUACAUCGCCAAUGACAAAUCUCAAGCUUUCUCACACCAACCUUGUCCCUAACCGAGCUCUCCGGUCAGCUAUUCAGGAGUUGGUUUGA